This is a messenger RNA of Solanum stenotomum, 742 nucleotides long. RefSeq names its product FCS-Like Zinc finger 8-like. The transcript has a single exon. The record is from RefSeq and is a predicted model, not a curated record. NCBI's taxonomy places the organism in Eukaryota, Viridiplantae, Streptophyta, Magnoliopsida, Solanales, Solanaceae. The coding region runs from base 98 to 679 and encodes 193 amino acids.
UUAGCACUUUCACCAUAUGAUAAUCUUUAGCUUAUUCAUCUUCUACUAUUAAACUGAUCCUCUUCUUUCUGAGAAAAAAAAUUGUUAUAUAUACCAAAUGUUAAUGGUGAUGCUGAGGAACCAUUCAAGAAGAGCAGUGAGCAGCAAACAGAGUCCCAUGGCAGAUAACAAGUCCUUUUCUUCUCCAAGAUUCUUCAAUGGUUUUUUAACCAGAAGCUUAUCUGAUGUUCUUGUUGACUCUGAAAUUAGCCCAAAAUCCAUUCUUGAUAGCAAACAAAUCUUCAAUCUUGGCAACCCUUUUGGAUAUGAUAGAAACUCAUCAUAUGCAAAUUAUGAAGACAAAAACAGUUCAUCAACUUUAGAAGGUAUUAAACUAAUUGCUCUGCUAGACCCUAUUGAGAAUGAAGAAAGCAUUAACAGUACUAGCAAAAUGGUUGUGUUUGGAACAGAGCUUAAAGAUUUUGGUAUCAAGACUAAGGAUUCUCAUGUGUUAGCAUUUGGGAAUGUUAAAGAAGAUAAAGAUUCAUCAAAGGGUGGAUUGAGUUUGAGGGAAAUGGAGAGUUUAGAGGACUAUACAUGUGUGAUUACUCAUGGUCCUAAUCCCAAAAAAACUCAUAUAUUUGAUAAUUGUGUUGUUGAAAGUUGCUCUGUUUUGGGGAAGUUGUCUGAUUGUUCAUGAUAAUCAAGAUUUGUCACUCAUGUGAAGCUGAUGUUGAAGAGCCCAAAACAAAUGGUACAUGUA